Fusarium graminearum PH-1 is the source of this 1250-nucleotide messenger RNA. RefSeq lists its product as uncharacterized. The transcript is spliced from 4 exons. The record is from RefSeq and is a predicted model, not a curated record. The coding region runs from base 194 to 931 and encodes 245 amino acids. NCBI's taxonomy places the organism in Eukaryota, Fungi, Ascomycota, Sordariomycetes, Hypocreales, Nectriaceae.
CCUUCUUUCCUUUCUUCGAUCUCGGAUUUGACCUUCCUUACACUUUCAGGGUACCCCACCUUAUAAACCAUACCAGCGACACAGUUUCUGUAUCUCUCACUCUCCCUCCCAUCCCGGAACCAUCUUUUUCGACGAUAUCAUCUUCCCUUACAAUAAACACUAAGCAAGGUCCACCGCUUGACUAUCCAUCAUCAUGCCUAUUCGCAACCCUUUCACUCGUCGCCCUGGUAGCGUCGUCGUCCAAGAUGAGAACCAACGCCCUGACACCGCCCCGGGUUUCGAGAAAGUCGAUACUGUUGGCUCAAAAUCCAAACCCGUUUUGAGUAUUCGAAGUCAAGGUCACGACAAUGGCGAAUACAAGAUGAGUGUUGUCAACGACAGUGGCGUCUAUCUUCCCCCAUCCCCCACUGAAGAGAAAGGCCAGUGGCCCCGAAAGUACCUGUCAACUCGCAACUCGACAGAUACAAGGAGCAGCCUUGGCGAUAUUGAGCACUUCUCUAUCUCAAGGGAAUCAUUUGAUUCUUACCGUCGCUCAUUCGACAUCACUGCACGAUCGCCCAUUGCCAACAAUAACGACUUCCCUUCGCGCCAAAGUCUUGAUUCUGCUCGUUUCCCCCGCAUUCCCAGAUCUGCGGUCGAGCGAUCGUUUGAGCAACCCCCAACGGCCGAGGAGCGGUUUGAAGAUGUUGGACUAGAUGACCACAAGUACCAGCAAAAACAGCCAGCGCAGCAGGCACAGCCCCAGAAGCGUGGCUUUUUCUCCAAGUUCUCCGACUCUCGCGACAAGGACCCUUCUAGCAACCCCUCUGUUUCUCGAUUCCUCAUGCACGGUCGCAAGAGAGCUCAGAGUGGCCAAGGGUCAGAACUUACACCCAUGGACAAUGGCCCGCCCAAGGUCACUGUUUCGUCCGAAGGUCAAGAGAUGCAUUAAAAUGUAUCAAAUAUUGAGUUUUUACCCUUCUACGUUGUAUUAAAGAUACCUGGAGUUUUCGUUUUAUAUUACCGGCGUUAUCGGUUACAGGGGCCGGGAUGCUAGAAACGCAUUCGCUACGACACUAUGCUGGGUACACCUUGGUCGCAGAAUCGGCUCUGUAUUGGAUGGAUUGAUUAUACAGAGAAGGCCUGACUACGGACUGGGUAAUGAGCUGAGACGCUUGAAAUGAAUCAACAUGUGCUAGAGAGUCAUGUCUGUCGAAAGAAGACCAGAUGUGGGCUACAUAAUAGUAAUGAGAAGUCACGUGUUUCCAUGC